AUGGCGACAAGAAGAAGAAUCUUCAGCUUCGUGUUCGUAAUGAUGAUGAUGAGCUUCACGGUUUCUUCUGGUAACUGCUCACCAAAGAUCUACAAAGUGGGAGACUCCGAGGGAUGGACUGCCAAGGACGAUGUCUACUACGCUUGGGCCGAGACUGACCAUAAAGAGUUCCACGUGGGAGAUUCUCUCGUCUUCGAAUACGAUCCCAACAUCAGCGACGUCGCUCAAGUUCCUGGCGCUCUGGAAUAUGAGUUUUGCGACUAUUCUUCUCCUGAAGCCGUCUACAGCACGGGACACGAUGUCGUGACUCUCACGGAACCAGGUUUUCACUAUUUCAUCACCUCAAAUCAAGCUCAAUGUGCUCUGGGACAGAAGCUCGAAGUUCUUGUCAUCCACGACCCCUCACGUCCCGUUCCUCCACCGACACCUAGCAAGAACCUUCCUGUCGGAAACACCUACAAGGUCGGAGACUCAAAAGGGUGGAACGUCUUUGACACUAACUUCUAUAGCAAGUGGGGUGAGGAGAAACAGUUUCAUGUUGGAGAUGGUCUGAUUUUCGAAUACGACAACGAAGCCAGCGACGUCUAUGAAAUCAGCGGCGAUCUAGAAUUCAUGACAUGCGAUCCAACGUCUCCUGUAGCUGUGCACAAGACAGGACACGAUCUUGUUAGGCUUACUGAACCAGGAGUUCAUUAUUUCAUAACCUCAAACUCGGGUUAUUGUGAAGCUGGACUUAAGCUUCGUGUGAUGGUGGGACCACAACCAAAAGCUGCUGCUUUCCCUAAUUUUCCCAAGAAGGUGGACUUGUCAGCUAUGGAGCGCCUCAACAACUGGUUGAAGACUUUCAUACCCCAGCCUCAUCAUUAA
Molecule: messenger RNA, 867 nt
Organism: Eruca vesicaria subsp. sativa (arugula)
Lineage: Eukaryota; Viridiplantae; Streptophyta; Magnoliopsida; Brassicales; Brassicaceae
Source: the annotation of a GenBank genome assembly